AACCUGCAUGGGACCGCUCUGACCCCCCGGGGAAGGGGUUUGGGACCUCGCAGCCCUCCUGUGGAUGCCCCCCGGGAGCCUCGUGUGGGUUCCAUCGAUCACUUCCCUCCUGAUGUGUGUGUCGCACCUGUUCUCCUUCUAGGGCUGCUCCGAAAUCGGGGACGACAGGAAGAACGUGGAGGAGAAAAGUGACAUAAAUAGUGCAGCUCUUGUUGGAAAUGAACAAGUCAGCAAAGUUACAGAUAAUGGUGAUCUCUCUUCGUAUGUGUCUGCAUUUAUAGAAAAGGAAGUUGGACAUGACCUUAAAUCUUUAAAGAAGCUUGAUAAACUCAUAGAACAGAUGACAGAAAAUAAAAUGCAGUUAGAGGAACAGGUACUUACGAUUUCAUCAGAAAUCCCUAAAAGAAUUCAGAAUGCCUUAAAAAAUGCAGAAGAAUCAAAGCAGUUUCUUAAUCAGUGUCUGGAGCAAGAGACUCAUCUAGUCAGUUCCAUUGGUAGCCAUUUGCUGACUGCACAGCCCUGGAUGGAAGAUCUUGGGGCCAUGAUUAACCAAAUUGAAGAGAUAGAACGGCAUCUCGCUUACCUUAAAUGGAUUUCACAAAUUGAAGAACUAAGUGAUAACAUUCAGCAAUAUCUCAUGACCAACAAUGUCCCUGAGGCAGCCUCUACUCUGGUGUCUAUGGCAGAACUUGACAUCAAGCUACAGGAAUCAUCCUGUACUCAUCUUCUUGGUUUCAUGAGAGCCACUGUUAAAUUCUGGCAUAAAAUUCUCAAGGACAGGCUUACAAGUGAUUUUGAGGAAAUUUUAGCACAGCUUCAUUGGCCAUUCAUCGCACCCCCUCAGUCUCAAACUGUUGGCUUAAGUCGACCAGCCACUGCUCCUGAGAUAUAUAGUAACCUGGAGACACUAUUUUGUCAGCUUCUGAAACUACAAACCUCAGAUGAAUUACUUACUGAGCCAAAACAACUUCCAGAAAAAUACUCUCUUCCUGCAUCCUCUUCUGUCAUCCUGCCCAUCCAGAUUAUGCUGACUCCCCUGCAGAAGAGGUUCAGGUAUCACUUCAGAGGGAACCGACAGACUAAUGUUAUAAGCAAGCCUGAAUGGUACUUGACUCAAGUGCUGAUGUGGAUUGGGAACCACACACAGUUUCUGGAUGAGAAGAUUCAGCCAAUAUUAGACAAAGCAGGCUCUUCAGCAAAUGCAAUGCUUGAAUUUUCUCGGGGCCUUAUGAUGCUGGUUCUGGAGAAGUUAGCAGCUGAUAUUCCUUGUCUGCUCUAUGAUGACAAUCUCUUCUGUCAUUUGGUGGAUGAGGUGCUGUUGUUUGAAAGGGAGCUACACAGUGUUCAUGGCUAUCCUGGCACUUUUGCUAAUUGUAUGCAUAUUCUAUCAGAGGAAACCUGUUUUCAGAGGUGGCUGACUGUGGAGAGAAAAUUUGCUCUUCAAAAAAUGGACUCAAUGCUUUCAUCAGAAGCUGCCUGGAUAUCCCAAUAUAAGGAUAUCACUGAUGUGGAUGAGAUGAAAGUUCCAGACUGUGCAGAAACUUUUAUGACGCUCCUCUUAGUUAUAACUGACAGGUAUAAAAAUCUUCCCACAGCUUCCAGAAAGCUGCAGUUCCUGGAGUUACAGAAAGACUUAGUAGAUGAUUUUAGGAUACGACUGACUCAGGUGAUGAAAGAAGAGACCAGAGCUUCCCUUGGCUUUCGAUACUGUGCGAUUCUUAAUGCUGUGAACUAUAUCUCAACAGUGCUAGCAGACUGGGCUGACAAUAUUUUCUUUCUACAACUUCAACAGGCGGCAUUGGAGGUCUUUGCAGAGAAUAACACUCUCAGUAAACUGCAGCUGGGACAACUAGCCUCUAUGGAGAGCUCUGUCUUUGAUGACAUGAUUAACCUGUUAGAGCGUUUAAAACAUGACAUGUUGACCCGUCAAGUAGACCAUGUUUUUAGAGAAGUUAAAGAUGCUGCAAAAUCGUAUAGAAAAGAAAGGUGGUUGUCCUUGCCCUCUCAGUCUGAGCAGGCAGUCAUGUCCCUGUCCAGCUCGGCUUGCCCCCUCCUGCUUACGUUACGAGACCGUUUACUUCAGUUGGAACAGCAGCUUUGCUUCUCUUUAUUUAAAACUUUCUGGCAAAUGCUCGUAGAGAAGCUGGAUAUAUACAUCUACCAAGAAAUCAUUCUUGCUAAUCAUUUCAAUGAAGGAGGAGCAGCGCAGUUGCAGUUUGACAUGACUCGGAAUCUUUUCCCUUUGUUCUCCCACUAUUGCAAGAGACCAGAAAAUUACUUUAAACAUGUAAAAGAAUCCUGUAUUAUUUUGAAUUUGAACAUUGGUUCUGCACUACUUCUGAAAGAUGUCCUGCAGUCAACUUCUGGGCAGCCUCCUGCCACAGCAGCAUUAAAUGAAAUUGGAAUUUACAAACUGGCUCCACAAGAUGUUGAGAUUCUACUUAAUUUGAGGACAAACUGGCCUAACACUGGAAAAUAGUGCAUCUUCCCCUCCCCGCCUUUUUUGAACAAAGAGGAAGCCAACUGGAUUAAGUUAAACGAUGAAGUUCCGAAUUAAUGAAGCUGGAUAACUGAAAACUUUAUAGAAUCAUUUAUUACCUUUGACUUACAGUGUUAUUAAAAUGCUGACCAUAUUUUCUGAGCCCUUUUGUCCCUAAGAAAACAAAAACAGAAAACUCAGAAGCCAUGGAAACUCAGAUAUAAAUGCUGAAUAUGUGUUAAAUAAAAUACAAGUGCAGAGAUAAUAAAUUAUAACCAAAUUUCAAUUUCCUAUGUUAACUAAGGGAGACUAUUGUGGAUAAUCAAGCACAGCAAAUAAAUUUUAAAAAAAUCACUUUAGAAUGCAUGUUUGUAAUUGAAGUUCCUGUAUCUAGUUUGGAAAUUCACUGUAUUUCUUGUAAGAAAACACAUUAAGAGAUAGUGACUAAAAUAGGAUUGCUCUCAUUUACCACAAAUGUCCUUCCAUUUAAAAUACUUCCUUGUUUUAGUCCACAUGUCUGUGGGCAACCUUUUCUUUUGGAUGAAACAUUUCAGGCCAGAGCACUGUGCUUUAAUCAUCCGAGGGGUAGGGAAUGUAAUUAAACAAUUUUUGUUUAAUACGUAUGUAACUGAUAAUGAGAUGGGAAUAUUAAACUUUCUAACUUUACCUUGG
Myotis brandtii (Brandt's bat) is the source of this 3151-nucleotide messenger RNA. It is a transcript of the gene RINT1, whose product is annotated as RAD50 interactor 1. Gene Ontology annotation, biological process: endoplasmic reticulum to Golgi vesicle-mediated transport; retrograde vesicle-mediated transport, Golgi to endoplasmic reticulum; regulation of ER to Golgi vesicle-mediated transport. Gene Ontology annotation, cellular component: Dsl1/NZR complex. The record is from RefSeq and is a predicted model, not a curated record. Lineage: Eukaryota; Metazoa; Chordata; Mammalia; Chiroptera; Vespertilionidae. The transcript has 14 exons. The coding region runs from base 341 to 2479 and encodes 712 amino acids.